This is a messenger RNA of Epinephelus lanceolatus (giant grouper), 1411 nucleotides long. It is a transcript of the gene timm17a, whose product is annotated as translocase of inner mitochondrial membrane 17 homolog A (yeast). Lineage: Eukaryota; Metazoa; Chordata; Actinopteri; Perciformes; Serranidae. Gene Ontology annotation, molecular function: transmembrane protein transporter activity. The record is from RefSeq and is a predicted model, not a curated record. Gene Ontology annotation, cellular component: TIM23 mitochondrial import inner membrane translocase complex. Gene Ontology annotation, biological process: protein import into mitochondrial matrix.
UCAUUUUGUCGACUGCGUCACGUGCGUCCGAGGGAACAGCGAAAGAACAAGAUGGAGGAAUAUGCCAGAGAGCCAUGCCCCUGGAGGAUCGUGGACGACUGUGGAGGAGCCUUCACCAUGGGCGCUAUAGGUGGAGGAAUAUUUCAGGCAGUAAAAGGCUUCAGAAAUGCACCCUCAGGAAUGAGCCACAGAAUGAGAGGUAGCUUGACUGCCAUCAAGACCAGAGCACCACAGCUUGGAGGAAGCUUUGCAGUAUGGGGAGGCCUCUUCUCCAUGAUUGACUGUGGUUUAGUAAAAGUACGAGGGAAGGAGGAUCCCUGGAACUCAAUUACAAGUGGGGCCAUGACAGGAGCUAUCCUGGCUGCAAGAAAUGGACCAGUAGCUAUGGUAGGCUCUGCAGCCAUGGGAGGUAUCCUGCUGGCGUUGAUAGAGGGCGCUGGAAUCUUGCUCACUAGGUUUGCCUCUUCACAGUUCCCAACUGGACCUCAGUUUGCAGAGGAACCCGCUCCUGCUCCCAUGCCCACCCCUUCCUUUGGAGACUACCGACAAUACCAGUGAGAGGACCCCCCCCCCCCCCCUACCCGACACAUCUCAUCCACUAGGCCUUUUUGAAUUCCUUGCUGAAGUUACAAAGAAGAAAUGGAGAUGUAAAAUACCACACAUCAAACAAUACCAACCGCACCCAACUUUAUGGACCGUGUCAGAGAACCGAAGGACAAAAUACAUCUUCAUUUUCCCUUCUUUCACGAGCCAUGUACAGAUCUGCCUUUUGCCAUUCUCAGCCUUGUCAUGUGCAUCUGUGUCACCGUACACUGGUUAAAUACAGACAUGUGGUGAGAUUUGUUGUCCGAUGGUUUGUGGGGACGAGGUGUGUUUAUCUGUUUUCUUCAGUGUUCACUGCAUGUGGCCCAACGAGCGCGAGGGCAAGACUGAGGAGCUCUGGAUAGUGUUGAAUCUAGCAAAAACAUGUCACAUGUGGAACAUCAUGAAUAAUAUAUAAGCAUACUUAUGUGUAUAUACAGUAAAAGCUUCCUGCUUGUGUUCACUUAGUCUUUAUUUGCCUUAAACGACCUGCUUGUGCUGGCCGCUGACAUCCUGCCAGCAUUUUUUUAUUUGACUUUAGUAGAGUUAUGAAGGCAAACACCAUUCAGAUAUGAUGCUAUUCCUGGGAUAUUGGUUUGUUUUAAAGUGAUUUAUUUAUUUUAGAUUGUAAAGACGUGUACCAUAUUGUUCUAUUGUAUGUGACAGUGCUUUGACAUUCAACACAAAGGUGUGGCAAAGGCUGCUAAUGACAAAGGAUGGCCUAGGCAGUACAAACGAAUGGAGGAACUCAAGCAAGGGAUGAAUGCAUACUGUAUGAAAUCUGUAUGAUAGAUUAUUCUAUGGUACAAUAAAACAAAUAAGUUGUUAA